This is a messenger RNA of Bombus pascuorum, 6450 nucleotides long. RefSeq lists its product as uncharacterized. The record is from RefSeq and is a predicted model, not a curated record. The transcript has 4 exons. NCBI's taxonomy places the organism in Eukaryota, Metazoa, Arthropoda, Insecta, Hymenoptera, Apidae. Bases 140 to 1216 code for a protein of 358 amino acids.
GCAUUUUCCAACAAAAUUUCUCUCACAGGCGAGGUUCUGCCCGUCCCGGAUCGUCGCGUUCGUUCCGACGGAGCAGGCUGCCGGAAGUCCAAACGGAGAAAACCAACCCCUUCGGUUGUUCACAUAUCGUUUAUUAAUUAUGUACAAAACGGUACGAAAAGGCGAUGCCAGCCUGCAGUACACAAUCCUACCGCAAACGGACCAGUUUUCGUCAUCCGGGUUCCCUCAGACAUCGGACAAGUCGAGCUCGAGGAUCAUCAAGUACAUCAUAGGCACGUUGAUGAUUCUGAUCAUCCUGUCCUGCGUGUCGGCACCGUUUUUCAUGAACCAGAGCGACCAGCGACUGUUCACCAGCACGGUGUUGGCUAUAGGUCGAGUUGGGCACAACACGAUAGCUAGAAACUCGUCGAGGAGUCAGGAGAAAGACAUCGCGAACAAAAGCAAAAACAGGCUUCCAGUAACAACCACGGUUUCAUCUACGGAAGCUUACAGGAAGCAGGAUAUCGAAGACGAGAUGACUACGUUGUCGGAGGCGUCGAAUAUAGAUGAACAAGAGUCACAGGAGUUCACUACCACAGAUGCCACAACGAGUAGCACGCAACGUUCGCAAACAUCGACGGAAUCGACGACGAGCGUCAAACAGACGUCCACGUCCACGACUACGACCACGUAUGUACUACCGACAACGUGGUCGACCGGUUUAAAAACGUUAACCAGCACCCCGAGUGAAGCGACCAAGAUGACGUCGAGCGCGCCAACGAGGAAGGCGAAGAUGCCAAGGGUAACCUUGAAGCUCAGGGAGAACGAAACGAUACCACAAAUGUACAUGAAGGCGGGGAUAGCGUCAUACAAAAAAGGAAACAUCACUACGAGCGUCCUGGCACACGGCCUAAGCCUGGAAGGGUUGAUCUUCAAGACGCCAGAGGGAACGAUAAACCCCUGGCCGCAAAAGUGGUUCUUCACCGGCCCCUCCUCCGACUUUCAAUGGAAGGUACAGUCGUCUCGGCAAGGCUUAAACCAGGUGUCGAUAAGGAUUUACCUAAUGCUGGCAGUGUUCGGAGUCUUCGCAAGCAUCGGCGGCUUUAUGCUGUUGUGCGUGCGAAAGGUCAUGAGACGCCAGCGUCAAAGCGUCGAAGAACCAGAAGUGGAGGGACAGGAGGAGGACAAAUCGACUUUGUUGGGCGCCGAAAGCCAGGAAACCGAGGAAAAAGAGUAAUCGUGAUUCGACCAUGGGAGAGCCACGUAGCUCGUAAGAUUCGCAUAUUUUUACAACGUGUACGUCAGUUUAGAUUUAGGUACUUCGCGUGAAACACCGAACGAACGAUCAUCGAGAUGUUGGGAAUACCGGUUAAUAUUUUUCGGGUUCGUUUAAUCGAGCGCUGAUAGUCCCGUUUUAAGGAAUUGACCGAUCGAAUAAUUAUCGUUCUCUUCGUUACUAGGAUUUUACUUACUUGGUUAUAGUCGUUCGCGGAGAAUCGAUCUCGGUGAUAUUUUAACAAACGUAAAAUUUUCUGAACGCGAGUCACGUAAUUCCUACCAAGGAUUUAUUUUUCAUAGGAAAUAAUUCCAGCUAAAAAUCGUUCAUAUCGUCGAACAUUAUAAAAUUCGCGAUAUUUCCGGAAAUACCCUAGCGAUGUUUCUGUCUUAUAAUUUGUACAUACCUAGACGUGAAAAGUGAAUUUUCAUUGAUUCCGAUAUGUUCGAUCUAGCAUCUCUGCGAAGAAGAUGGUUCGAAAGAUAGCCAGCUUUCGAAGGUCGGCUAGAUGGACAUUUUUCGUCGGUAUACCUUCUUCUUCCUGCAAAUACAAUUGAGACGUAACGUGUAAAAACGACUGAAAGGAACGACGCGGCUUUCGCGUGUUCGCAGUCUUAUCCUAUUGCUAGGUUGCGCUAGCGUGUUGUGGUCCGAUUAAUUUUCGCCGAAUUUUGUCUGACACUGCAAACUACUUACGAUCAUCGACUCGCGAUGAUAGUCUUCGAAAUGUUUCUAUUAUAUAAUUUAUAAAGACGUAGUAUACUUUUUCGAAAGUUAUUUUCAUUGCUACUGAUUCCACUUGAUACCUUUUUCUAUUUCAUAUGUAUGUAUAUCGAUACAUAUACCAUAUUAAUAUUAAUACGCUUGUGUCUAUACUAUAUUUUAUUCGUGCCGUGACAUCCUGCUGGAUAUAAAACAAUUCCUCGAAAAAAAGUUUGGGAAAGGAAUCGUUCUUCGCUGAUGAUUGGAUGUUUCAUAAAAAUUGUAAAUGAAAAGACGGCGUAUGCGUUUGUUCGUUCAUUUAUGAAUAUGCAAACGAAAGAAACAGGUGAAUUUUGUACGAGACAAAUAGUUCCAUUCAAUAGUUUAUAGCGUCUUUGUGCGCUUAGUGAUGAUUUUUUUCUUUCUAACGAUUGUGACCUUAUUUUCUACCAUAUUUUCAACAUGAGUAGGUAAGUAACGAUUCUCAACCAUAUUAUAUCUUUAAUACUACGAGUUGGGCAAUUUUUUCAAAUAUUUAUUUGUGUGUUUAUGGAUGUUAUUCGCAAGCAAAUAAAAGCAUUGUCGUUCGAUUAGUCUGGAUGCAACAUUCGGAGCAAGAUGGGGACAUUUCCAUGAACGAUCAUUUUUAGAUAAUAUGGACGUACAGGAGAAAAACAGAGUGACAAUGUUGGACCGAAGAAUCUAUGCGGAGAGUCGUUGAAGCAACGUUGUUGUACAAAAAAAUGGGCUAUCGUAAAGCAAUUCUAUCCUUUGAUGUUCCUAAAACUACAUCGGAGAAGAAGUUGGCUCUCUAACGAAAAAAUUCUCAACAGACGUUGAAGACAAUUUUGGACCUUUCCCUAUUGUGUUUUCGAUCGAACAAGAGGAAGUGUUGGUAAUUCUUUCUGCCUAAAUCUUUAUUGCUUUCUCUACGGGAUUACGAUGUUCUGUUUUCACACAAAUACCACACACCACCAUUAUACAUAUAGUACAUAUGUAUAGUACAUAUAAUACCACCGUACAGUAUUACAAAAUGUAGUAAAAUCCAUAUAUAUACAUAUAUACACAUACAAGAUCAUAACUGGAACAUACAUCUACGAUCAUAAACCAUACGCACACGUUACACAUAUAAUAAAGAAAAAUUAGUGUUUUAUUUAAAUGAAACGGGCCUACCAUUUGGUCUAACAACAAUGGAUAUGUACAAAUAGAUGCGUACAACCUUUCCCCGUCAGUAGGGCGUUGUCGCUACUUUUAAAAUUAUAUUUUUGUAUCUUUUUGGAAGUUAAGUUUUGGAAGUUUAUUUUAACGUGUUUCGAUAAACAGGUAUUGAUAUUAUAUAUGAUAUUUUUUGUAGAUACAAAAUCAAUAAACAUAGUAUUCUAGAGCAAUUUUGUUUUAGCAUUUCCAUCUUGCUGCCCCAAAUUCCCAUGCAUGAAAUAAAAACGAAGUUCAAACUACUCAUCUUUUCUCUUAAAUCGAGACGUUAUCUUCCAUUGGAUAAUUCUUCGAUAUUUGAAUAUAUUAUAAUAUCUGGUACGACGAGUCGAUUAAUUUAAAUUGACAAAUUUAUAAUUACCAAACAUAGUACGUAAUUAAUAUGUACUUGGUCGGACCAUGACGUGUUAGAUGCAUCUUUUUUCGAAUAAUAUGAUCGUGAAUUUAAAAAUCGUGGAAACGACUGAGAAAUAUCGUUCAAACGAGAAUUUUUCUUCGACGACGGAAGGGCUCCGUUUGAUUACCAGUAUGUAGAUACUUCCUGGCUAUUCUAUUACAUUAGUGAAUCGUACGGAAACUAAUCUCACAAUAUCAGGAAGUUCUGAUGAUUUUUUACAAAGUAUCUUGCAUAUCCCCUGUACGUGUUGAGAGUCGUAAAUUUAUCAGAGAAUUUUCCAGCUCUUUCCUACAAAAGAGCUACUAAAGAAACAAAUCUAUCUAUAUAUAUAUAUAUAUAUAAGUGAAAAACAAAGUUACGUACCUCGAUGACCGAUUAAGGAGACAGUUUUUAAAAAAACAGAUGAAUGACGGAAUCGUUAGAGAAACGAGCAAUCUUUCUAUACUAUUUGUUUCGCUUAUCGAUCACGAUCGACCGAACAGGUAUAUUUUAUUAGAGAAAGUGAAAUUAAACGUUUGGUCAUCCCCGUAGCGGAUUUUAAACGAAAUUAACCUGAGAAUACAUAAAUACGUCAUCUCGAAAGUAAAAACUUGUUUAAGGGUUUUAUAAAAGCGAAGUAGAAAAUGUGGUAGAAAGAUCGUAGGGUCUUGCGAUUAUCGGAAAUUCCGACCGAGACAGUCUGAUAAUUUGCAAGUGAGUUUCCAGUUGACAUUUCCGACAUAUACUUGGACGUGUUACGCCUUUAAAAAGCAAUCGAUAUUAACGACAGACGCGUCGAAACGAAUAUCAAACGUUAACGUCGGUGGUCUCCUUAAUUCGGUCACACUAUGUAUUUGCUAAACUUUCUACACUGUGCAUACAGUACACAAUAUGCUGCUGUAUAUGGCCAUAAAAUAUUACAAAUAUCUGGCCGAUUUUCUUGAAAUGUCAUUAAGAAUCGCACCUUGAAAUUUUCUAGCACCGAUGUGCUUCGAAAAUAUGUUGCUUCGUCUACGAUCGCUAUAAACUUACUACUACGGAAGAUUGAAAAUUAAGUUUCUCGAAUUAACGUACGUUAUUCCACGAUUCGCUUCGAUUUCCGUUCGAACAAAACAUCAAGAGAAUCGAAACGUACAGAGGCAAUCUUGUGCGCAACUAUUUUCUGAAAAAUUUAGAAAAUCAUGUAUACAAUUUACGUUCAAUAUUUUAUUUCUCUAUUUCAUUGUACGAUUCAAUGAGUAACAUUCGAUUUACCUUUCUUCGUCCCGGUUCAUAACGCAAGUUGCGUGUUUCGUUAAAGAUUUCUCUUCACCCAUAUAUAAUAUAAAUUAUAGCGAUCGACUCGUUUAAAGAUUUGUUUCCGUAUUUUUAUUCGGUACUUAUUUAGUUACUAACAUGUUCGGAUAUCUUCCAUGUAUUACGAAAGACAGCUUCGUAACGAGAAAAAGUAUUGUAUUAAUUUAAAACGAAAAACAUGUGUGCUAGGUGCAUAAAAAUUGCGUAAGAAGACUGUACGUAGUUUCAAGCGCAUAUUUUCCAGAUAUAUUCAUAUUUUAAUGAAUAUAUUAGGUAAUAUUGGAAGUUGCGAGUUAAAAUUACGAGCUACUAAUUACUCUUUGUCAUCGUGGAUGAUUAACGAUUGAUCGAAUUGUCUCGCAAAUUGCGUUAUUUGAUAUUGAUAUUAACGGAGAAACUGCGUUUUUAGCGUUAUACAUUUUCCCUACGGGUGUAAAGACUUUCAUUAGUGAAAUGUAUUUCUAUGUGUAAUUAAAUAGCGAUGGCCGCAAAGCGACAUCUUUAACAAAAUUUAGGAGACAAUCGAACGCAAUGUUUUUCACGCCAAUUUUUGUGCGAUCUUUACAAACAACGUCGUUCAGUAUUUUUAAAGCAAUACACAGAGCAUAAAAUGUUAGUUGUUAUUUGAGAAAUUGAUUUCUACGUUUAAACGCGUUUCGAUUAAACGAUACUAGCUACUAAUGACUUAACGAUACAAGCUCAAAUGAUUACAAAUGUUAAGCGACUAACCAACAGAAAUUAUUGCGUUCAAGUUUUAUUUAACAGAUAUAUAUUGUCUACGUUUCUUUUUUAAAUACGUAACGUAUAUGUAUAGCGUACUGUUAUAUCUACGAAAUCGCUACAUUCCUUUAGAUAUCGUUAAGUUUUACAAUGUUUCCGAGUGCUUGUGAAUAACGUAAACUGUCGAAUAAUUUUCCUCGACUAAAAUUCAUCCGAAAAAAAAGCUUACAAUUGUUGCUAACGAAGAAAUAAAGUUUUUGAAAUCUGCGAAGAGAUUAUUAAAUUCUGGAGGACUUUAUAAAACCUGUUGCUCAGUUACCAUUAUUUUAUCGCGAGGAACAACAUCAAGAUUUACGAAGAAACGAAUGCAGUUGCCUUUAAUAGGUGCAGGAAAGGCCAGUAACAGUAGUUACCAAUUGCCUAACAAGGAAAACAUUUUGUUCGUUGAGAUGAAUGUACAGAAUGAUGUGUUAUGCGUUGUAUAAACCUGUGUUAUGUGUAAUUAAACAUAAUCAUGCGAUAUGAUCGAUUAUUUGAUACUAAUACACUAGUAUACUAGAAAACGAUCUUGUAAGAUUUCACCGGUAGAAAAUGAUGACAUGCGAACGGUGAACGUUCGCGAUUUUCUCUGUGUCGCUUUUAUUGUAUUUUUUCGAAUGCAAUUGACUGAUUUGUUAAAGAUCACGGCGAAUCGGUUGUCGACGUUCCUUCGUUCUCGAACCAAUGAACACGCAAAUAGUAAGUACACGUGCAAUUCCGUACAAAGAAAAUGAGAAAAUAGAGAGCGAGAGCGAGAGAGAGAAAGAGAGAGAACGAGAGAGAGAGAGAGAGAGAGAAAGACAGAGAAAUAUUUGAUGCGUUUUCAAAGAAAUAAGGAACAAAGAAG